UGCAAGAUGGCCGAUCUGAACAAAGAGCUGAACGAGUAUCUUCUCAGUAACAAAAAUGAGAAGCAAUACAAGAUUACCAUACCCACGGUAGCGAUAUCGAGGGCAAAUUUCGGGAAAUGGUUCGGAAAGAGCGAUGACGAAUCAAAAGAGGACGCAGGAUGGAUCAGAGGGGCACAAAAAGAAUGUUGCCCUUCCAUGACGAGAACACAAAGGCUUGUAUCUUUCGGCGUAUGUUUCCUCCUGGGAUUAUUAUGCUUCUGCCUGUCGGCAAUAUAUAUUCCUGUGUUGUUACUGAAAGCGAGAAAAUUUGCCCUACUUUAUUCCUUAGGUAGUCUUUUCUUUCUAACGAGCUUCUGUUUUUUAUGGGGACCAAUGAGCUAUACUAAAUCAUUAUUCACAGCUGAAAAGAGGUGUUUUACCUUGUCAUAUUUCACAACCUUAGCAGGCACACUUUAUUUUGCUCUACACUUGCAAUCAACUCCCUUGACAGUAUUUUGUGCUGUUUUGCAAUUGAUAGCUAUGCUAUCCUUUCUGAUAAGUCAUGUGCCAGGAGGCACAACAGGACUCAUGUUUUUUACAAGAAUGUUUAAAUCAUCUGUAAAGUCAACUUUGCCUGUAUGAUAGCACUAUUACUUUUAGAAUGUCAAUGUUUUAUAAUAAAAAUAACAUCCCCUA
Molecule: messenger RNA, 675 nt
Organism: Dinoponera quadriceps
Lineage: Eukaryota; Metazoa; Arthropoda; Insecta; Hymenoptera; Formicidae
Product: protein transport protein SFT2
Exons: 3
Coding region: 7-621 (204 amino acids)
Biological process (GO): vesicle-mediated transport
Cellular component (GO): membrane
Source: RefSeq, a predicted model, not a curated record